This is a messenger RNA of Calypte anna (Anna's hummingbird), 1049 nucleotides long. It is a transcript of the gene P2RY12, whose product is annotated as purinergic receptor P2Y12. The record is from RefSeq and is a predicted model, not a curated record. Gene Ontology annotation, biological process: G protein-coupled receptor signaling pathway; blood coagulation. Lineage: Eukaryota; Metazoa; Chordata; Aves; Apodiformes; Trochilidae. The transcript has a single exon. Bases 20 to 1030 code for a protein of 336 amino acids. Gene Ontology annotation, cellular component: membrane. Gene Ontology annotation, molecular function: G protein-coupled purinergic nucleotide receptor activity.
AAGAAAAGAAAAAGUGCAAAUGAAAGCCUCAACCAACUUCAGCUAUUCUAGCAACUGCACCAGUGAGAACAAAAUCAGACAAGUCAUUUUUCCUUUGCUUUAUACAAUUCUGUUCCUGGUUGGCAUCACCAUGAAUGGCCUGGCAAUGUGGGUCUUCUUUAAAAUAUCCAGUAAAUCCAACUUCAUCAUCUUCCUCAAGAACACUGUAAUUUCUGACUUCUUCAUGAUCUUGACAUUUCCAUUUAAAAUCCUGAGCGAUGCAAAGUUGGUAUCAUGGGUGCUGAGAGGAUUUGUGUGCCAGGUCACCCAGGUUGUGUUUUACUUCACCAUGUACAUCAGCAUCCUGUUUCUUGGUCUCAUCACUAUGGAUCGCUAUCAGAAAGCCACCUCCCCGUUCAGAACAUCAACACCCAGGAGCCUUUUGGGUGCCAAGAUCCUGUCCACAGCAAUCUGGAUAUUGAUGUUUGCUCUUUCUCUACCCAACAUGAUUCUAACAAACAAGAAGCAAACGCCUAAGAAUGUAAAGAAGUGUGCUCUCCUGAAAUCUGAGUUUGGCUUAGUCUGGCAUGAGAUUGUUAACUACAUCUGCCAGCUCAUCUUCUGGGUUAAUUUAGCAGUCAUAGUUGUGUGCUACAUCCUCAUCACCAAAGAGCUGUACAAAUCCUAUAAAAAGACAAGAACCCCAGGAAAGGCAUCCAAAAAGGCUGUAAAUCUGAAGGUGUUCAUCAUCAUUGCAGUGUUCUUUGUUUGUUUCGUGCCAUUCCACUUUACUAGAAUCCCCUACACCCUGAGCCAAACCAGAGAUGUUUUUGAAUGCUCUGCUCAGAACACUCUGUUUAUCCUGAAAGAGGGCACCCUGUGGCUGACAUCACUGAAUGCUUGCCUAGAUCCCUUCAUAUACUUUUUCCUGUGUAAAUCAUUUAGGAAGUCCUUGCUGGACACGCUGUGCAGGCACACAGCAGCAUCAGAACUGGGAGCACAGGUAAAGGAGCAGAACGAAGGAGAUGACACAGAUGAGACACAGCUCUAGAGCUAAGAACUGCCCAAAC